This is a messenger RNA of Homarus americanus (American lobster), 2064 nucleotides long. Its product is annotated as homeobox protein 5-like. The coding region runs from base 651 to 1985 and encodes 444 amino acids. The transcript has 3 exons. The record is from RefSeq and is a predicted model, not a curated record. NCBI's taxonomy places the organism in Eukaryota, Metazoa, Arthropoda, Malacostraca, Decapoda, Nephropidae.
AUCACAGUGGCUAACGGACUGUAUCUACUUCAGCAAAUAUCCAAAAACAAACAGGUGUGUGUGUGUGUGUGUGUGUGUGUGUGUGUGUGUGUCACGAAAAUAACAGUGUGUACCCCGUUACUUGCCGACUGAUAUAACACCGCCAUCUGUGAGCCACCCACACCACCCAACCAACCAGCUAGCCCUUCCUUGGUCAGUGCCGCCUCCUGGACACACACGGGAGGAGGUGUUCACUCUCCCGUGUUCACAAAUAUACGGUAGUGAGAAACCAAAUAUAUCGAUCGUAAUUCGUGUCGUGUCAAAUCAAGCUGAAUAUUUUGUUACCAUUAGCCGUAUUAUAUGAGUUGUAAUUAAACCCCGUAAUGCUUAAAACACUUUAUAACACCUGUAGCGAUCAAUAGCGUGUGGUGUUCGUUCACGUAUAACGCAAUGAUAAUAAUUAUGGAAGUUAUACCUGAAGAAUGAGCAACCGUUUUCUAUGAUAUCGUAUGACGUAGCCACAGGAAAUCGAUUUUUUUUAGGUGAAUUUCCGGGCGAUUUGAUAAUUAAAAAAGGUCUUGUUGUUUUCACCGUUAAGUUAAGACAAGGUAUUGAUUUAAAGGUGAUAUUUUAGAAGAUACUGUUAUUACUGUUUGAGAGACGUCACUACAAUGUGGUGGUAUUUUUCCUGCUGGAUACUGUUGACGUUACUAUGUGGGUCUUCACUAUCACAGGCUCACAACAUCUUCCAUACACAUAAAAUCAACAAUCAAGUCUCCAGGAAUCACACCCACACUAAUAUCCACAUCGGUACAGACACUCCAGAUUCCUACACCAAUCAUACCCGCAUCUGGUAUAAUGACAACCUCCAGAGAGAAACGAAGAAGGAGCAAUAUCGUCAACUCCUCCUUCAGGUACUCCAACACCACCAGCAGGCUCAUCGACGAUUCCUGGAGACUGUGAGGACUCGAGGUCUUACAGAAGUCACCCUACAGCAGUGGCUCAUAACGUCUUCAAGGAUGAAAACAAAGAGCAAUGACCUUCUGACCUUCCUGAUGGGGGGGUUGACGGAGGCGUCCCCAAGUUCUCCUAACUUCUCAAGUAAUAAGAGGCGGCGUCGUAGCCAGGGAGGUAUGAUGUACCUGCCUGUAGGAGGGACGACGCAGGUACAGUGCCCAACAGCUGCUGAUGCUGCUGGCGUCUCCAUCACCCAGAUGGCCUUCCUCACCAUCUGCCUCACCGUCUUCAACAUCAUCGUCAACAUCAACAACAACAUCAACAACAACAACAACAAUAAUAACAUCAACUCUGACAACAACCUGAGUAACAACAACGCCCAACUUUCCCUCAACGUCAACAACGGAGCUCAGGUGAACGUCAUGCUGCCACCACCUAUCCCAGGACGAAGGAAGAGAGCCACACUUAGGGACAACUGGCACCAGGUCCUCCCUCACACCACCACUAGUGACUCCCUCGAUCACAUCCUCCAUCAGGUGGUGAAGGAGAAACAAUCAAAACAACACUUGAUCACAUACGGGAAAGAGAUACAAGAUACAAACCAAAGGAAGAGAGAUAAGAGGAAGAAGCUAAUGAUAAGGAGACAAAGAGAGGAAGUGAUAAACCUUCCUAAUAGCUCUUACAAUACUGGGCAGCUUCAAGAAGGUGUUGGAGUGAGGAAGGUGGCACACGACGCGGUUAACCUGACGAGGAGGACUAAGCAGGGGUUCGCUGGGGUGGCUGAGAGGGUGAUGACGGUGGUGGUGACGGGGUGGAUGAAGGAGUCACCCUUGGCCUCACCUGCCUGUCGGGGCCUCCACCUGUGUCGUAACUUCACAACACAACGUCACCUGCCCCGAGAUGUGUGGCUGAAUGUCCUGGCCAGCUUCGUGACGCACCAGAGAGUAACGGGCGCCACCACCAGUCUCCACCACUUCGUCAGGUCCGCCGUCACUGGUCAGGGCUGUCGUCACCUGUUCCCAGAAUGUAAACAAACCCUCGUCAGCUGAUGUCCUCAUAACUACGAGGGCGAUUCUCAGUAUUAAAUGUAUCUCUUUACAUUACAUACAAUAAAUUACUACUUUGAUA